AUGAGCGGUCCUUUGCCAGUAAAAAUUAGCCGUCCUCCACCCGUAAAAGAGAGCAGUCCUCCACCAGUAAAAGUGAGCUGUCAUUCCACCAGUAAAAGUGAAUCAUCUUCCACCUUAAAAGUUAGCAGUCCACUGCAAGUAAAUGUGAGCCGUCCUCGACCAGUAAGAGUGAGCGGUGCUCCACCAGUAAAAGUAAGCCGUCCUCCACCAGUAAAAGUGAGCCGUUCUCCACCAGCUAGAGUGAAUCGUCCUCCACCAGUAAUUAAGAACGAUCCUCAACUGGUAAAAGUGACUCCUUCUCCAGUAAAAGUAAGCGGUCCUCUACCAGUAAAAAUCAGCAGUCCACCGCCAGUAAAAGUGAGCCGUCCUCCACCAGUUAGAGUGAAACGUCCUCCACCAGUAAUUGUGAACGGUCCUCCACCAGUAAAAGUGACUCCUCCACCAGUAAAAGUGAGCCGUGCUCCUCCAGUAAAAGUGAGUCGUCCUCCAUCAGUAAGUGAGUCGGCCUCCACCAGCAAAAGUUAG
Messenger RNA from Ruditapes philippinarum (Manila clam), 525 nucleotides. RefSeq lists its product as uncharacterized. The transcript is spliced from 2 exons. Bases 1 to 525 code for a protein of 174 amino acids. The record is from RefSeq and is a predicted model, not a curated record. NCBI's taxonomy places the organism in Eukaryota, Metazoa, Mollusca, Bivalvia, Venerida, Veneridae.